Babesia ovata is the source of this 2070-nucleotide messenger RNA. Its product is annotated as M phase phospho MPP10. The record is from RefSeq and is a predicted model, not a curated record. The coding region runs from base 1 to 2070 and encodes 689 amino acids. Gene Ontology annotation, biological process: rRNA processing. NCBI's taxonomy places the organism in Eukaryota, Apicomplexa, Aconoidasida, Piroplasmida, Babesiidae. The transcript has a single exon. Gene Ontology annotation, cellular component: nucleus; sno(s)RNA-containing ribonucleoprotein complex; Mpp10 complex.
AUGGAGAAACUUGGCGCCGCCGAAGAUCGCCCGGGCAGCAACGGGAAAUCCGACGAAGCAGUCAUACCAGGAGAAGUGCUGCAAAAGAGACCAUGGAAACUGUUGGAAGGCAAAGGUGAAUUCGAAUCACUCCUUAGAAACCACUUGUUGGAAUCACUCAAGGGAGCCAUACAACUGAAGCGACGUACGAAGUACAUUAAGGACGAAAUAGCCAAGAAACGAUCCAGGCGCUCCGCCGCUGUCAAGCGCGCAUUAACCGCUGCCAGACGAGAUUCAAACAAUAUCCGGGAGUCGGCAGCUAGUUUGGGGUUGGAAGAUCUCUGGACCUGUCUAGACCAUGAAAUCGCAGCUGGAAUCAAACCUUUAAAAGAAAAACUAGAAACGCUUUUGGAGGUACAACCGAAUCGCAUUCUUAAAGCGCCCGUCAACACAUUAGGGCAGACAGCCACCCAUAUCUCACAUGACCCCGGUGACGAAAGGGGCAGUGAACAAAAGACCAAGAGAAAUUCUGCAAAGGAGCGAUCAGCCGGUUAUUUCGACUACGAUGACGAUAACUUUGAAAAACAGGAAGAGGAUGAAGAUGGUGACGAUGAUGAAGAAGACGUUGAUGACGAUGAAAACGAAGAAAGUGACGCAACGGAGGAUAUUGCUGGAAUCGGCGACCAUGACGAUGAACUAGAAGAAGACGACUCUGAGGUGUAUGGUUCAGAUUCAGAAAACAUCGGGGAAAAGGAUCAAAGUAAGCCAAAAAAGAAAGAGGCGAGAGGUGUCACGAAAGACCGCUUCUUCAAAAUGGAAGAGAUGGAAGAGUUCGCCGAUGGCAAUUUCGAGGAUGAAGCAGAUGAUUUUAACUACUUUGAAUCAAUGGGUGAAGAAUCUGAUACCUCUAAGGCUGCCGUAGAAAUGAUGUAUGGGGACUUCUUCGAUGAUCCGGACGCAAGUGACGAGGGAAGCGACACGGAUGACGAUAACGAUGCUCUACACUGCCCUAGGGGGUUGGAGGGGCUAGAUGACGACGAAAAGGAAAUGGAGUUGCUCCUGCAGAAAGUGGAGGAUGAAGAAGAGACUGACGAGGAGGACGAGAAUAGGGACGACAACGAACUGAUGGAUUUUGACUUCAAUAAAAAAACAGAGAAGCGAGUGAGGUUUGAAGAAAAGAGCAGUGAGGAUGAGGAUGAGGAUGAUGAAAUAUCGCAGCUGGAAAAGGAAUUGGUCGCACAGAAGCACUGGAGCCUAAUGGGGGAAACUACAGGGCACAAGAGACCAAGAAACAGCCUGCUCGAUUUAGAUCUUGAACUGCCGCAAAACUCGUCAUUUAUACACGUUGAAAAUGUGGCUGCAGAUGGUGAUGAUGUGCAGGAUGAGGAAAACAUGGGCCUGGAAGAAGGCCAGGAUGUCCCCAUAGAAAUCAUCAUACAGCAACGAAUUAAAGCGGAGGUGUUCGACAAUGUCGAGAGGAAGAUACCCAUGGAGGAUCAGCUAGAAGCUAUAGAACGUCUGAAGCAAACGCGCAACAAAAUGAAUCGGGAGGAAGUCGAAAUAGACUUCAACAAGAGUAAGAUGGGUCUCGGAGACGUCUACGCGAAACGGUACCAAGAGAUGUUCAUGGCGACGGACCAACUCGACGCGCACAAGCAAAAACUCACUGAAGAUUUUGGUAAACUAAUGUUCAAGCUGGAUUCGCUCUGUAACUACAGCAUAGUGCCGAAGCGAGUCAGCGAAGCAGAGAAGGACAACAAAGUCGCUUCCAUCACAGUCGAGGCGCCAAUUAACGUCGUUACAGCCAGCCGUCCAGAUGACUUGGCAGAUGACACGCUGGAAGAACGCAAAUUAACGAGGAAUGCGAAGAAGAGGAAGUUCACCAACAAACUCAAGGCGCUGCUCAAAAGCGGAAAGGCGACCGUCGAAGAUGUCAACAAAAUCAAACAGAAGAUCGUGGAGAAGAACAGACAGAAAAUUCAAGACGCGAAGUCAAUCAAAGUCACAGGGCAGACAAAGGACCAGCGAACACGGGAAAAACGGUCGAACCGCAGAGUCAAUAUCGCAGAACUCAUGUCAAAACGGAAGUAA